AUGCCGCCGCCUGCGCCACUCUGCGCGCCGCGGGGCUGCGCAGGAGGAGCGCUCCGGCCACCUCGCCCCGCGCCCCGGCGACACCUGUUCGCGGCCGCCGGCGGCACGCGGGUCUCGCCCCGGCGCCCCUCGCUCCCGCCGCCACCGCCGCCCGCCUGCCGUGCCCGGCCGAUGGACGCCAGCCGAGCCCCCGGAGGACUCUGGACACCAGCCUUGGACGCCUAA
This is a messenger RNA of Rangifer tarandus platyrhynchus (Svalbard reindeer), 225 nucleotides long. Lineage: Eukaryota; Metazoa; Chordata; Mammalia; Artiodactyla; Cervidae. The record is from the annotation of a GenBank genome assembly.